Molecule: messenger RNA, 5850 nt
Organism: Lecanosticta acicola
Lineage: Eukaryota; Fungi; Ascomycota; Dothideomycetes; Mycosphaerellales; Mycosphaerellaceae
Source: the annotation of a GenBank genome assembly
AUGGCGGCCGUAGAGUCUCUCGGCGUACACUCGCCCACUGGACUGCCCUACCUCAUUUCUGAAGGCUUCCUACCACCGGAUCCAAAACCGGAGCAGUACCAAUGGUACACCUACAUCGCCCACGAAGGUGGUGAAGAUGUCGAAGAAGAGAUCAUCAGCACCAAAAAGGCCGUAGUAUGGUCUCAAGGGAGAUUUGUCCGCAACAUCUACCGGUUCGAGCUGGAAGGAGAAGAUGUGGUCCAGGCCAUCUUGACUUACUUUCCAACCUCAUCGCGAGUCACUCCAAAUGUCGGAGGAGAUCCGAACGGCCAGGGCGAAGAGGCGGACAAUGCUCUCGAAGAACCCGGCAUUGGCGAAAUAUCGACAUCGACGGUACCUUUAGCCAGAGCAUUAGUAGUGCUGCUAAAGUCCAAGGCACACAUUUAUUUUUUGAAAGGAUCAAGUCACAUUCUCGACUUGCCUUUUGAGGUUGAACGAGCAUUCGCGGCGCCCAGAGGUCUAGUUCUGCAAAGAAAACGCACAAUUCGCUCCAGUCUGCCAUCCACGCCGCAAAUACCGAAAGCGCCAUCUAAUUCCUUCUUCUCUUCACAAGGCAACGCUUCCUCAUUUCUGAGGACCUCAACAUCACCAACUCUGGCAAAAACUUUUGCGAGGACUAGCCUUGCACUCACGAGACCAUUCCAACCAAGCCCGCUGGGCGGCCAUGCCAAGCUUGAUGCACUUUUCCAGGACAGCAUCGCUGCUCACGGUAGCAAAGAUGACGAUGACAUCACCAAUCUCUACACAUUGAGCAGUCCGCUCUCUGAACUUGGGGUCGUCACCUAUUCCUUGCAGCAUCAUAAGCCUCGUAUCCACGGAAGGUCUCAACCUGGCCUGAGUGUUGAAUUUGAAGGUCUAGAUCCGGGCGAGCAGAUCGUUUACGUGUCGUCACGAGACGAGCUCGCCCAUUCGCAAAGCUCCAACUCGGGAGAGAUGAUACUUUUGGUCACCUUCAAUGCGGACAUCAACACGGUGACAGUCUGGCACGCAUGGUACAUCGAAGAGAAAUCGCUCAAGGCAUUACUAAAACUACGCGCGGAGCACAAGGCCGCCAGGGCUAGACGCCGUAGCUCCUUCAUGAACGCCAACCUUGGGACGGGCGCGGCAACACCUGCGUUGCGACGGCGAGAUGGAACUAGAGAGAGUUUUGCAGCUGGUGGACUGAAUCCUGGAGACCCUGUGGGCUCGCAGGGCACGGCGCUCUCCCGCAAACCGACUAGACAGGAGGAAGAAGCGGCGAUGGCUUCUCAGAUGGACCCGGACUACCUGCCUGCCGGAUCGCAGCCACAACAAGUUCGGGAGAGCAGAAGGAUCAGCUCUAUGAAUGCUGAUGUUCGUGCCAGCCAAAACACUGUCAACGCGAGCUUUGGGGGCACUGGGAGCAGGCGCGCCACCUCAUUUGGAGGCACACAGGGUCGGCGAUCUCUCACUCACAGGAAAAGCCGAGGAUCAACUCCCGGCAGCACGUAUGGACAAAGUCUAGGAGGCGACGAUGAGCCCAUGGACCAUGAUAGUACGAUCGAAUUUGACUCCGAUGAAAAUGUGGAUGACAUUCUUCGGCACAUCAGGGCGACUUUCGACCACUCCGGCACAGAUGGUAUAUUUGGAAGUAUCGACGACGACUUCAAGCGUGAGCUCAUCGUCAGAAAGAUAUAUUCUUUCCCAGUCGGCCUAGCAACCUCCCAAGGGUCGCAGUCCAUCUCCAACGGCUUGUACAAGGCCAUUGUCUGCAUCGAGCCGUUACCCUUUAGCACAUCAGACGACCAGAAGAUCAAGCUCUACCUUCACGAUCAUACCAACAGCGAAGUGCAAUAUGCUACCUUGAGAAUCAAGAACCGGUCGCUGUGGCCAGGGCUCGAGCGCUCGCCAGUGCUGUCAAUUCCCUUACUUGUUGGAGAGGGCAGGAUUGACGGCUGCGAAGACAUCUUGAAGUUGCGCGAUGGAGAUGUCGAAGCAGUCUUGUUCGGCGGGAGGGGAAUUCAGUUCUCCCUCGAUGAGCAGACGCUCUGCCCGCUGCCUCCUGCGAAUCCCUACAGAUUCUUCGAUCCGCUCGAACCUCUGCAUCAGGAGGGGGACGACAACACCGCAGUCGGCAGGAGUAGAACUGUUCAGCCACCACAAAGUCCCAAGGCUCUUCGCCAAGCGGGUCGACAUUCAACAUUCGAUGAGGUCGGCAGCGACGGAACUCAUCAUCGCAGGCGCUUGCUACUGAAACCCUCGAACACCCAAGUCGAUCAGCUGUUGUCAAUUUGUGAGAUAGUCUUGCCCAAGCAUCAAGCGCGCUCUGUUCGCAGGCUCUGGUGCGAGGCAUAUGCUCGGAUCGAAGGACAUCCUGGCAGUCUUGCAGCUACAAGCAGUUGCCCAGACUUUGUAGCGUUUGCUGCCACCAUAUUCGGCAUCGUCAUCGACUGUCUGGACUCAAAGGCGAAGGCCGCUCUGAACAUAUCGAAGGUUGCCGCAGGAAACGAACAAGUAUCAGUAGGGGUGAAUAUGAGAUUAUUCAAGCGCAGACAUCUUUCUCGACUGAUGGAGGGCGCAAGCUGCGCUUGGAUGUCCACUGUACCGACGCGAACUCUGCAAAGAUCCCGAAGAAGUGAUGAGCUGCGGAAGGAUCAGCUUCUAAUCUUCGCCGCUACGAUCGCUGAUGAGAUGUCGCAUUCCAGCAAAGAUAUCUCGAACGAGAAGACUGCCUCUACAGCCGUACUGGCUGCUGUACGUCUCAUGCUUGCUUUGCACGUCUUCCGUGAAGAACAAAAGCUUUGUCCGCUCUCUGCAACGCAACAUCCAGAGGUUGCGCCCAUCAUCGCCCAACUGGGAUUGUGGCUGGGAUUAGAGGAGUGGACUCCUAUUCAAGGAAAAUACUACGAUUCAGAAGGCGCGAGUGAGGCAUGUUGGUCUUAUCUUAGGUCCAAGCCGACACAAACUCCUCAGCUGGGUUUGCUGGAGCAGCCGAUCAGCAUUUUCCAAUGGUUCGAGCACUCGCUCCAGCGCGGCCAGUCGGAAGGAUACCCGUCUCUAUCGUCUAUUGCUCAGAUUGGCGGGGACAGCACUGUCUCCAGGGUUCCGGACCAGGUCGCUCAAGGGGCAACUCCUCGAAUAGUUGCCCUGUCCAACAUCUUGGCGGCUACGGGCAGUCUGACAACAAGCCCUUCGAGAACGGUCCAGCUUCUAUCGCAGCAUAUGAUUACGGUCGAGAUACUUGAGACACUACCAGAAUCAGUUGCAGCGCCUUUCCGAGAAGCCAUCGCUCGAUGCGAAAAACAGCCACCUACCACUUGGCGAAGCCAUCUAACGCACUUGGUCGGACGAGAAGACCUCAACAUUGGCAACAAAGUCACCAAAGCCCCGUCCUCUAGAUCGCAAGCUGGCAUGGAUGGGGCCACACGGGAUGUACACACUGCGUGCCAUGCUGUCGAGCAUUCUCUCGCGCAUGCAAAGACCAAAGAGGCUGGCCGCCAUGCGGUCUCUCGGCUCAUUUUUAGCGAAGACCGCCGUCUUGUCGAGGCUACUAGUUUGAUGCAUUUCAAUAGUCCUCAAGUUGCUCAGUGUCCGAAGCAGCCUGACUGGGAUGAGGCUACUCAUUUCGAGCAUCAACGAAGAAUCUUGAAUUUUGCCACAAUCCGAAUGAUCGCUCUCCCUGCCGGAGACGCAAUGAUACAUUUCGAUUGCCAAACGCCCUUGCUCACGGAGAAGUACCAUCUGCCGGGAUUUAGCAACUCUUGUGUGAUGCAGCCAAUGGGGCUUACCAUGACUGCAGAUCGGAGCGGCUUGACAGAAGAGAAGGUCAACUGGGCCUACUUUCAUGCUGGUGUCUCCGCAGGCCUGCGCAUUUCCCGACAAGUGGAGGGUAUCGACACCUCAUGGAUCGCGUUCAACAAGCCGAAUGAGCUUACCAACAGACACGCAGGCUUUUUGCUGGCUCUCGGUUUGGGCGGACAUCUACGGCAUUUGGCCAAAUGGUUGUCAUUCAAAUAUCUCACGCCUAAGCACACGAUGACAUCUGUCGGCCUACUUUUGGGUCUUUCAGCUUCUUACUUAGGUACCAUGGACUCCUUGAUCACUCGCAUGCUUUCUGUGCACAUCACGCGAAUGCUACCUCCGGGUGCGGCGGAAUUGAAUGUUUCUCCAGCAACUCAAACCGCUGGUCUCAUGGGCAUCGGUCUGCUGUACUACAAUACCUCUCACCGCCGCAUGAGCGAGAUCAUGAUGUCCGAAAUCGAACACAUGGAGAUUGAAGACCCCGACAACGGGCCCGACAUGCUUCGUGACGAGUCCUAUAGACUCGCUGCUGGCCUGGCUCUAGGAUUCAUCAAUUUGGGCAAAGGAAACGACCUUCGUGGACUGCAUGGUAUGCGACUACCAGAGCGUCUUCUUGCCGUUGCAGUAGGACCAAGGCCAGUCAAUGCUGUCCAUGUAUUCGAUCGCGCCACCGCUGGUGCAGUCGUUGCUGUGGCGUUGGUGUUCAUGAAGACCGGAGACAGAGCUAUAGCAAGAAAGAUAGACAUUCCGGACACGCAGGCUCAAUUUGAUCAAGUCAGGCCAGAUAUUCUCAUGCUGCGAGCGAUGGCGAAGCAAAUCAUUCUUUGGGAUGAGAUUCAAGCUGGUGGCGGCAAAGAACAAACCUUUGUGGAUCGCAACUUACCCACUUGCUAUAAAGACUGGCUGCAUAGUACUAUUGAGCGUGUGCGAGCGAAACGCACGAUCGACAGCACCCAUAUACCGAUGUUCAGCAUCGUGACCGGUUUGGCUUGGGCACUCGGACUGAAAUACGCGGGCACUGGCAAUGAGGAGGCCAGGAAUGAACUGCUCGCCUUGCUGAAAGGCUUCAACAUCAUCGAGCAUAACGCUGAUUCCUUCUAUUUUGAUGCCAAACUGACUCGGGCUGCGUUGAGGCGGUGCAUCGAUGUUGUAGCACUCUGUGCUGCAAUGGUGAUGGCAGGCACCGGUGAUCUGGAGGUCCUCCGGUACCUGCGCAGGAUGCACGGAACGACCGAUGCUGAGACGCCGUACGGUUCGCAUCUAGCAUCGCAUCUAGCUAUUGGCAUCCUAUUCCUCGGAGGCGGUACCUUUUCUCUGGGAACAUCGAAUCUUGCUAUCGCAUCGUUGAUCUGUGCAUUCUAUCCGCUCUUCCCUACAGACGUGCACGACAACCGUGUGCAUCUUCAGGCUUUCCGACACCUCUGGGUCUUGGCUGCUGAAGCUCGCUGCAUCGUAGUCGAAGACAUCGACACGCAGAGACCAAUUCACAUGCCCAUCAAAGUCACCUUGAAGAGCGGCGAGACAAGAAUGUUGCGAGCACCUUGCCUCGUACCCGAACUCGACACCAUCGCCACAGUUGAAACAGACGAUCCCUCCUACUGGCGCGUCACCCUUGACUUCACCAGCAACCCGAUACACCUCGCCUCCUUCCAGAAAGACCAGAGAAUAUACGUCCGCCGCUGUCCCGCCGCCGAGGCGCACACCUCCGUUUUCAGCGCCGCCCUCGCCGCCCUCAACCAUCCGUCUGCCGCAACUUCCAUAUGGCAUUCCCUCUUCAACCUUCCAGCUUUCAAGGAUCUCGACCAAGCCGAUAUCGAAUUACUCCUUCCUCCGGAUGCGUAUAGUUCGGUUUAUACGGAUGAGCGGGGCACCGUGGUUGACGAUCGCUUGGUUCUCGGGAAAGCCGUGCAGAGUGGGAAGAGGGAUGAAUUGUGGAAUUUGAGAUUGCUGUUUGCUUGGGCGGAGAGGUGUCCGGGGGAGAUGAAGUGGUUGGGGGACGAGGUCGUGCAGAGAUUGAAGGCUAGGAUUGAGGAGCGUGCGAGGAGGGGAUGA